This is a messenger RNA of Actinia tenebrosa (Australian red waratah sea anemone), 1971 nucleotides long. Its product is annotated as DET1- and DDB1-associated protein 1. NCBI's taxonomy places the organism in Eukaryota, Metazoa, Cnidaria, Anthozoa, Actiniaria, Actiniidae. Gene Ontology annotation, cellular component: Cul4-RING E3 ubiquitin ligase complex. Gene Ontology annotation, biological process: positive regulation of proteasomal ubiquitin-dependent protein catabolic process. The record is from RefSeq and is a predicted model, not a curated record.
CAGACCCUCAUGGUAUUGAGUGAUAGGGGGAGUCUGGGUUAAUACUUUACUGUACAUUCGCCAUGGCAAGUAAUUCUGUGAGGGAACUGCUGAAGGAGCUACCGUCGUUUAAUCAAUCAAAUUUUUCCAGAUAUCACAGAGAUUCAACGUGUAAAUCCUCGAAUCGUCGACCUGCAGUUUAUUUACCGACAAAAGAUGUUAUAUCAGAGGAACAAACAAUAGUAACAGACAAAACAAAUAUUCUACUAAGAUACUUGCAUCAUCAAUGGGAAGCAAAGAAUUCAACUAAGAAAAGAGACACAGUUACAGCAGAUUUUCCAGAACAAGAAGAAUGUGUGAGAUCUAGAAAAAUCCAACGUGUUGACCUUGACGAUGAUUCACCAGACUAAUCACCCACAUCAGGUUUUAGGAUCAAAAUUCUUUUAUGUAGGAUCAUUUCAAAACUCUGUUGAGCUACAUGCACACCGAUUGCUGCUUAGUAUAUAAAUAUGAUUAUUCCCUGAUUUCAGAAUAUAUUUUACAUAUGUGUAAAUAUUCAGAGUUCUCAUCGCACUAAGAAGGAGACGCCAGAAAAAAUGUACAUGCUAUUGAUCAAAGAUAGCAUAAGCUUUCCUGUUUUACUAGGUUUAUUCAAAUAGGUUGUGGACUUAAGCAGUCUGUUCUGAGAUAACAACAACCUUAUCUAAUGAGAACUCUAUUUAUUAUAGAAAUUGGUACAUACACCAAGUAUUUUAGCCUGCUAUCAGUGAAAGUUGAAAACACUUAAUGAUAAUGAAAAAUUAAAUGAUGAGUAAGAGCUUUAAAUUAAGAAAUACUAUUCUGAUAUUGCAAUACUUUAAGAGUGAUAUGCAAAAGUAUGACUGGCAAUGAUGUAAUUGCAUAUUUUUAAGCAUGCACUUUCGUACGUUAAAGAUACACAUUUUGAUGCAAAGCUGCCUGGUUUUAUCAAAUAAGGUGUGCGAGAGCUCAUUUGGCAGCAAAAAGCUUGUGCAUAAAAGUAUGCGAAUACAAGUGGUCAUACUUUCGUGCAGUAGUAAUUACUUUUUUAGCUAAAUAAAAACUUAGUUGCCUAAGCAAUUAUAUCAGCCUGUAAAAAACACAAUAGGAUGGGAAAGAAAUAGGAUGAAUUUGAUAAUAGGAUGGGAUUUGUGACACUGGUUUAAUUUACGAACCUAGUGUAUCCAGAUUAAUUAUAUAUGCUCCAAAUGGUCUAUCUUUUUCUCCUCCAGUCAGCAUAGAGCUUUUAAGUGUGAUGAAAAAACCAAAAAUAAAAAGCUAUAAAGGUUUUUCUUAAUUUUUCUUCACAAAAGGAUUGGUUGUCCAAAGUUCUAACAGUUUCUAUUGGAGUUUCAAUCAUUGAGAAUAUUUUUCCUUAGUUUUUGUGAGAAGUUGGACCCACAAAUUAUAUCCCAACUUAACAGCUCUAUAGAUGAUCUUUUUACAUUCAUGAACAUGUGAGGAACUGGAAAUAUACCUUCAUAUUUAAUUGAUAUGGAAGCAAGAUACUCUUCAACCUCCCUGACUUGAAGUCCCUUAUUAAUAGCAGUUAUUAUGGAUGCAUGCAAAUGAUGAAAUUAGACAACAAGCAUUGUAAUGGCCCAAUAGCYUCAUUUGUAUGAUUCUUAAAACAAAAAAAAUUCUCAAUGCAAGCUCAACUGUAAUAACAGCUAUCCCUCCCAGGGCCAGAUAUUCUAAACAUCUUUCUAUACUAUGUCUAGAGAGGAACAGGACUGGUAAAAAACUGUUAAUAACUGGAUGGACUUCAAGGUGAAACCAUGACUAGGACCAUGAUCUCUAUCUACUUUAAAUCAAAAAAAUGUAAAUGCUGUUAUAUUAUGAACUGUUUUGACAAAUCAUUUCACUUGUUACCAAGCUAAAGCUAGACAAUUAUGCUUUGACUAUUCUGCUUCUGUAAAACCCCAUCCUUAGUUGGUUAUAGCAUUUCUUAAUAAACAGAUGAAACUAGUUGAA